Molecule: messenger RNA, 450 nt
Organism: Saitoella complicata NRRL Y-17804
Lineage: Eukaryota; Fungi; Ascomycota; Saitoellomycetes; Saitoellales; Saitoellaceae
Exons: 4
Coding region: 30-410 (126 amino acids)
Source: RefSeq, a predicted model, not a curated record
AGACCAUAGACGAGCGUAUACGCGACGAGAUGGCCAUCGCGAAUCCGAACUACAUUGCUCUUCCUGUGUCCAAGACAGGAUACAAGUCUCUUGACGACUUCUAUCCUUACUAUCUCGGCGAGCAUGGAAAGAAGACGACGAGAAGACUCCAUAUGCUUGGAACCACAUUGGGCCUGUUCACCUUGAUGAGACUGCUAUUGGCAUGGUCAAGGGUUGCAGGUUGGGAGAUGUCGAGUAAUCAAAUGUGGAAGCUUGCUGCCGGUGGUUUAAUACAAGGGUACCUCUGGGCUUGGAUCGGUCAUUUCUUCGUCGAGAAAAACAGACCGGCGACGUUCAAAUACCCUUUCUACUCGUUUGCUUGCGAUUGGAAGAUGUGGUGGGAGGUGAUCACUGUGCAGAGGGACUUUUGAGGUGGAUGAACGUGGGAUGUUUUGCACAUGUUACAAGAAG